UUGGCUCGAGCUGUUCUUUUUUCUUUCGGGUCUCGGUCCGGACAUUUGUCUGUGUCCAGUGACACAGAUCAAUGGGUUCUUCCAAUGCCAAGGUGAUGGCGGUGAUGAAGGUGGCUCCCGACUUUGCUGACGUCAGAUCCAGCGCGGCUCGCGAGGGUGUCCUUCCGAGCGAAUGGGAGGUGCUGAGGAGAGAGUCGUCGUCUUGGCGCCGACUUCAGACGGUCGCGCCGAGGGGUGUGAACUUACCACCCGACAUUCAAGACCAUGAAGCACAUGUGAAAGAUCUCGAGAGGUUCCUACGACGCAUGGCCCUUCGGCCAAAGAAGUUUACCCAAAGCGUGGAGCAGAAACGCAUUCGAACUUUUGGUGAGGAUUAUGCUGAGGAGGCCGCGUUUCCUCGGCAGAUGGGGCGAAGCUGGGGAAGCCUCCGAGUCCUCGGCAAGUUGGCACGGUCGUCCAGUGCCGCCGUGCCGCUUCGGUCAUGGAGUCCGAAAAGGAUGGCAGCCCUCCAUGUUCGUGUGAGCUCUUUCGUCCGCACUUCGUUUGUUCGAAUUCCUUCGGAUGUGGUGCUCAACCAGCGGACCAGCUCAAAGAGCUCCACCAGCGGACUGAGGGCGUCAGCUGCGCCGACCGGGUCCGCUGCUUCGGCCGUCCGAGUCGCCGCCUGUGGCCCGAGUCCGCUCGUCACUCCAGCGAUCCAGGGCAGUCAAGGUGUCGACAGUGCACAUGUUGAAACAACUCCCAGUGGAUCCCAGUUACCACUAUAUAAGGAACCAGGGAUUCUAUGGUUUUAGUCUUUGGAACCACUGGUUACCAGCGACAUCGUGGUUUGCCUGAAUGCCCUGCGACUGCCAUUGACCCGAAGUCACCGGGGACUCGGAGAUCUCGGAGGCUGCACACGAAGAUGCAGAGAAGAUCCAAAAGAAUCACUUUUCUGUCAACUUCUCUGUGUGCAGCAGAUUGCGUCUGGUUUGUGGUUUGAACCACCAACCAGCAGUGGAUGAAGACUAUCCUAGUUUCGCGCAGGUCGACUCCCGCGCUUUUUCCCCAGUUCCUCUCUGAGUGCUGAGUUGAAAGCCAGCUCUCAAGCUGUCUCAGCCCAGGGAAUUUGACCCUCGAUUGAGGAGAAAGUGUCAGAUACCGCAGUGUUUUGUGCAUUAGAUGUCGGACAGCAAGACCUUGCUGUUGCGGCAGUGGUUGUCCGGACUCUUCACCUGCUGAAAACGCCAGUCGAUUCCUGCUUUUGACGUGUGAACGUCUGAAAACCGUGGCCAGGCUGAAAACCUGGGCAUCCAAACCAAGUAGUCAGGCACAGAUCUCAUUGCUGGGUCUGGUUUUGAGCC
Molecule: messenger RNA, 1343 nt
Organism: Durusdinium trenchii
Lineage: Eukaryota; Dinophyceae; Suessiales; Symbiodiniaceae
Source: the annotation of a GenBank genome assembly